CGCAGGAACUCCUCUAGCCGCCAGGGGGCGCUCGCAGCAUCCCUGCCUCUGGCCCGCGCAACUCGUGAGGAAUAGAUAUCCCAGAGUUCCGCGCUCCGCCAGCCCUUCCGCCGCGGCAGCCAUUGAGGAGCAGCAGCCAUGGCUCUGCGCUACCCCAUGGCCGUGGGCCUCAACAAGGGCCACAAGGUGACCAAGAACGUGAGCAAGCCGAGGCACAGCCGCCGCCGCGGGCGCCUCACCAAGCACACCAAGUUCGUUCGGGACAUGAUCCGAGAGGUGUGUGGCUUUGCCCCCUAUGAGCGGCGCGCCAUGGAGCUGCUCAAGGUCUCUAAGGACAAGAGGGCCCUGAAAUUCAUCAAGAAAAGGGUGGGGACACACAUUCGCGCCAAGAGGAAGAGAGAGGAGCUGAGCAAUGUCCUUGCAGCCAUGAGGAAGGCAGCAGCCAAGAAGGACUGAACCCCAGCCCCUCCCUGUCUGUGUAAUAAAACUUGUUCAGAAA
Myotis daubentonii (Daubenton's bat) is the source of this 499-nucleotide messenger RNA. RefSeq names its product ribosomal protein L36 (gene RPL36). Gene Ontology annotation, cellular component: ribosome. Gene Ontology annotation, biological process: translation. Gene Ontology annotation, molecular function: structural constituent of ribosome. The record is from RefSeq and is a predicted model, not a curated record. Lineage: Eukaryota; Metazoa; Chordata; Mammalia; Chiroptera; Vespertilionidae.